Cyprinodon variegatus (sheepshead minnow) is the source of this 2371-nucleotide messenger RNA. It is a transcript of the gene marveld2b, whose product is annotated as MARVEL domain containing 2. The coding region runs from base 118 to 1875 and encodes 585 amino acids. Gene Ontology annotation, cellular component: apical plasma membrane; cytoplasmic vesicle; bicellular tight junction. NCBI's taxonomy places the organism in Eukaryota, Metazoa, Chordata, Actinopteri, Cyprinodontiformes, Cyprinodontidae. The transcript is spliced from 7 exons. The record is from RefSeq and is a predicted model, not a curated record. Gene Ontology annotation, biological process: bicellular tight junction assembly.
CUUGGGAACAGUUUCCUCAGCGCAUAUUGAUGCUUUUACUCCCGACCUGAGACCCAACAACAACCACUGCUGCCGCUUCACUCUGAGUAAAACACUGAGGCUUUUCUGGAGGUCUCCAUGUCUGCCUCCAGGUUCGACCGCGUGAGGGAAAUGCCUCUCUACGACCAGGUCCCAAUGAGCCCUGUAUGGAGGGACACUAACCUGCCCCCGCCACCCCCACCACCACUACAGGCCACCACCCCAGCACUCAGCUUAGACCCCCUCCCCCCUCCUCCCCUACCUGAGCAGCCAGCUGUGGGGCCUGACACUUUCUACGACUCCGGUGAUGAGGAACCGGCAGAGGCGGACUGUGACGCCAUGGACAUCAAGCCGGUCCGUCGCUUUAUUCCUGAUUCUGUCAAAAACUUUUUCCGGGGAAACAGCGGCAAACAGGGCAGCAAGGGUUGGCCCCUUUCCUCGGCUAGUCAAUCCCCUGCCCCCUCAGCCAGUAAGGGCACUGUCUCCCAAACCACGAUGGGGAUCCCCUGCUCACCACCAAACUCUGCCCCUCCGUCUCCCUCACUCCCUGGCUCCUAUCGGGACCCCUACGGUGGGUCUGGAGGGAGUUACACCACACAGAAGGAGCGAGAUGGACUGUUGCUGGGUGCUGAAGCUAUUGAUCUGGCUUCUGCCGCGCCGAGUAACCUGUCAGCCCAGACCUACAUAGAACGCGUGGAGGAGUACCAUCUGCGCUAUGCCUACAUGAAGUCUUGGGCUGGCCUGCUCAGGAUCUUGGGCGCUGUACAGUUGCUACUUGGAGCCGCAGUGUUUGCAUGUGUCUGCGCUUACGUUCACAAGGACAAUGAAUGGUUUAACAUGUAUGGAUACUCCCAGCCGCAGGUGUAUGGAGGACUUGGUGGAGCCGCUCAAGUGUAUGGAGGUGGGGGCAGUACCUACACAGGCCCCAAGACGCCCUUUGUCCUGGUUGUGGCGGGGCUGGCGUGGAUUGUCACUGUUAUUCUCCUUGUUCUCGGAAUGACUCUGUACUACAGAGCCAUUCUUCUCGACUCGUCUUGGUGGCCCCUGACAGAGUGCUCCAUCAACCUGGUGUUGGCUGUGCUCUACAUGGCGGCAGGCAUCGUUUACGUGAGGGACACCACCAGAGGAGGACUAUGCAACUCGCCCGUCUUCAACAAUCCAGUAAACGGGGCGUUUUGUCGCACAGAGGCGGGCCAGACAGCGGCCAUAAUCUUCCUGUUCCUCACAAUGGUGCUCUACUUCAUCAGCGCAGGAGUCUGUCUGAAGCUGUGGAGGCACGAAGCGGCCAGGAUGAGGAGGGAGGCGAUGGAGCAGGAGAUGAAGACCAUCGGAUCUUCCCUCCCGCUGUCUGUACUGGAUUCGGCCUCCAAAGCCUCGGCACCGACUCCUCUUCCCACCCUUGCGCCUGACAUCAUGAAUGGGUCGAGCAGCGCUGCGGCCGCUCCUCUGAUGGCGGCCGAACCAGAGAUUCUCCGAGGCCACAUACCAGCGGGCUAUAUCCCCAAACCUGUCAUCAUAGCAGACUAUGUUGCAAAGUAUCCCAGCAUCAAGUCCGAUGAGGAGCGGGACCAGUACAGGGCCGUCUUCAACGACCAGUAUGCUGAGUACAAGGAGCUGCAUGCUGAGGUCGAGGCCAUGGCCAGGAAGUUUGAGGAGAUGGAUGAGAUGAUUCAGAGCCUCCCCUCCAGGCCUGCGAGUCAAAUGGAGAAAGAACGGAUUAACGGCAUUCUGAGGGAAUAUCAGAGGAAGAAAGCUGACCCCACAUAUUUGGAGAAAAGAGAGCGUUGUGAGUACCUAAAGAGCAAGCUGUCCCACAUCAAACAGAAGAUCCAGGAGUACAACAACACUGUGAACUAGAACAUCCUGCUGCAUACAGGGAAAUAAAGCUGUCUGCAACCAGGAAAUCCAAUCAGCAGCCUCAUUCUGCUCACUGUCAGCCAUCUUUAUGUGAAUCUAUCUGACAAUAUUCCCAUUGUGUUGUUUAAGGAACUGAUAGCUUGAGAAAAAAGGGCUGCUCCGGUCCCUUCAAAGGGAACUCAGCAGAAAUGUCUUUCAUUCAUGGAAACACAGACUCCUUUCCCUGGAUCCUUGAGUCUAAUUGAAAUGACAUUUUAGACGUAAAACAGAAAUAAAGGUAAUGCCUUGCUCAUCGAACACACAGACGGAUGGGAUCUCACCUUUACAUCUGCUGAAAAGAGAGAAAGCUGGGGCAGAUGUUAGAUUAAAAAAUAAAGUACUUGAUGUAGAGAAAGUACACCUGGUCAGACUGAUAUGUAGAAAUGAGACGUUCCUCAGCAGCUUUGUUAUAAUUAACUUUAAGAGCAGAUAUCAUCUGAGGUACAAGCAAAAUUUA